Haliotis rubra (blacklip abalone) is the source of this 5304-nucleotide messenger RNA. Its product is annotated as sodium-dependent glucose transporter 1-like. The coding region runs from base 83 to 2482 and encodes 799 amino acids. NCBI's taxonomy places the organism in Eukaryota, Metazoa, Mollusca, Gastropoda, Lepetellida, Haliotidae. Gene Ontology annotation, biological process: transmembrane transport. The transcript has 4 exons. The record is from RefSeq and is a predicted model, not a curated record.
AUUACUUCCGUUUGAUGUGUCGCUGUAACUUGACAACUCAGAAUAUUGAUACUGCGAAUCUAUUUCGACGAUACAGGGAACUAUGAUGAGGGAGAGGGAGGAUGAGGAGACUCUCUUUGACCAGGAGACUCUCCUCAGUACAGGAUCGGUCAAGUUCGCAGGACGGUCAGAUUGGUGCCGCAAAUUCACCAAAACCAUUGUUCUAUCUGGGGCCUUCUUUGCUUUGGGUCUCUGUAUAGCAAUACCUGGUCCAACUCUCCUUGACCUUGGUGCAAGGGUCAAUACCGACACAGAACACAUUUCGCUCAUCUUCACUGCCCGAUCACUCGGUUACCUCAUCGGGUCAGUCAUUGGAGGGUUCCUGUUUGACCACUUUGACCAGCAGAUCCUGCUCUUCUACUCACUGUUCCUGACGGCGAUCGCAACGGCAGUGGCCCCAUGGUGCGUCUCGCUCUCAGCACUGGCUAUCAUGAUCUCAUUCCAAGGUAUCUCCAUGGGUGUGCUUGACACAGGUGGCAAUGUCUUCUGUAUCAAGAUAUGGGGGAGAAAGAGUGGCCCCUACAUGCAGGUCGUACACUUCGCAUUUGGCAUGGGAGCCUUUGUGGCGCCACUUCUCGCACGACCAUUCCUCAUCAAUCAGGACCUUUUGGCAGAAACUAACCGCACAAUCCCCAACAAUGGACUGCCUUUGUUAACUAACCUGCCCCAUACGUCACUACUUCGGGCUGACCUGGAGAAUCCACAUGAUAGAUAUCUACGAGAUCUGUCUGCCAGUAUGAAUGUAUCAGAAUCAACUCAGAGUUCAACAAUGGUGACGCCACUUUCUGAAAUAUUGGCCUUCAACACUUCUUUAUCACCUACGACCACCCAGGAGACCCAGAAGCCUAAGAAACCUAAGAUUAUUAAUUCAGGGGCGUUUAAGAAAGACAAUGCUGAUGGUGAUAACCUGAAGGAUGUGAAUAAAGCGGGUGCAGUUGUUGGUCCUGGUGAUCCUCCAGAGGCUGGUAAAACUGUCAAUCCAGUAUCAGACACACCCCCGGGUGUUGUCAGUCUAACAUCUAAUAUUUCAGCUAAUGGUACAGGUGGAGGUCAGAAUGAAACUGAUAUUCCGGGGUCAUCGACAACUUUUACAGCAGUCUCUACGUCAUUAGUCCCGCCAGUGACCUCAAAUGAGAACGGGACACUAUCUAAUACUACAACAAAGACCACCACCUCAACCACCACGACACCAGUGCCUACUACUACUGCUGCCACUACGACUAUAAGUUCUACCACUACUACAACAACAACCACAACUACAACUACCACCACCACCACCACCACUACUACAACUACUCCAACUAUCCCAGCUUCAAAAGCUCCAGCAUCCUCGUCACCUUCUGAAGGUUCAAAAACAAAUCCUGAAAGUACUCAUACUAAAUCUAAUCCUCUAACCACUACACCCACUGCAGAAACUACUAAUAUAAAUGAGACGCAAGCGGAAUCUACAGUAACUAUGACAACAGACAAACCAAAGAAGCCCUUGACAUUUGGCAGCAAAGUUGGGUCUGCCUUGAAGUCGUUGGUCAACAUGUCCAAGAUUCAGUUUGCGUACUUGAUCAUUGGAGUCCUUCUGGUAGUGAUUGCAAUUAUGUUCCUUAUUCUGUACUGCCAGGAUCGGAACCGACCAUCCAUAUUCACACGUGACGAAGAACAAGAUGGGAAUUAUGGAAAGGAAUCUCGAGGUUACAGACUUACGAUGCUCCUCCUCCUCUUCAUCUUCUUCUUCAUCUACGUUGGCAUGGAGGUCACAUUCGGAGGUCUUUUGUCUACGUUUUCAUUUGAAAAAAUGCAUUGGGACAAACCGAAGAGUGCUGUGUUGACUUCCAUUUUCUGGGGCUCCCUAGCUGCUGGUAGAGGAUUUGCCAUCUUUAUUGCACGGUAUUUCAAACCACCCUGUAUGCUUGUAACAAACCUGGUAUUUUUGUUAAUUGGUUCUGUAAUCUUAAGUUUUGGCAUUGGGCAUGUCCCUUACAAUCUGUGGAUCGGAACUCUGAUACUCGGAUUCGGAAUGUCCUCUAUUUUUCCAACCGGGGUGUCCUGGGCCGAUCAGUACUUCCCUCUAACUGGAAAAUCUACGGCAGUGUUCGUUGUUGGCUCUGCUCUUGGAGAAAUGCUGAUCCCAGUUUUAACAGGGUUGUUGUAUGAGAAGAAGGAGAAGAUGAUGCUGAUGUACAUGAUGCUGGUGUUGGGUGUCAUGCUCGGCGUCAUUUAUGUUGUCAUGCAGUGUUUUGCGACAAGGCGAUGCAAGUUUACAGCGACUGCUCGCAACGGUUUUGUGCCUUUGCAAGAUGAUGAAAAUAUUUCCAUGGACACACUUGAGGAGCAGAACUUUGAGGGAUCCGGACUCCUCGAGACGUCACGACACCGUCCUGCACGAAAACAUCCCAAACCUGCAAACAUGGAACUAGAGUACAGUCGACUUGUUGAUAUUGAUGACUGAUCUGUUUGUCAUAUUGUCCUAAUUUUGAAGUGAUAUGAACCUGCAUAUAUACAAAUAUUACAGAUUUAUGAGCAUGUAUGUUGGGAGAGAAUGAAGCUUGGAACACGUGUCCUGUGGAAAAGUGUCAAGUGAUUCUUAAUGGUCAUGUAUUGACUAAGAGAUGACUUAGUUACCGGUGGUAAUGUUGCAGAAUAGUUUAUCGGAAAUAUCAAGAGUUUCAUGAAAAUGUUUGUCAUUUAGAGAUUAUGUUUUACCUCUCAAGCCCGAUCAAUGUACCUUUUGGUUUUACUGGUUUCUUUCCUGGUAAUUUGCCAAGUGUUUGGACAAAAAAUCAUAUUUAUAUCUAAAGAAACUUUAGAGUAGGCUUAUUUGUAAACAUGAAAUAUAUAAUCUGGUUUUGAAAUCGAAAGAAAAAUGAAACUUGCAUUUCUGCUCAGCUUUUGAAGACCCACAUGUCAUUAGUUCACAGAAUGUGAUACAAGAUUUUGGCACCAGUCUAACAGUUUAUUUCUGCAUUCUGCAACUUGUAUUGUGCACAUUUACUGUUACAAUUUUUCCACAACAGAACUGACCUCAGGAGUAUUUCAAGUGAACAUCAUUUAUUGAAAGCAUUUGUUUGAAUGGAAAUGGAAGAGUGUUUCAUGUCUUUUUUUGCUGUAACCAUGGUUACAAUUACAAAUAUCAAAUGAUUAUAAUCUCAAACAUGUUUUACCAUUCAUCAUAUGUUUAACCAAAUUUGGCACUGGUGUGAGAUGAUAUUGGUUUUUUUUGUGAGUUGUAGACCAUACUAAUGUGGUGAAUUUUGUUAGAGGAAUGUACUUAAUGAUGGUAUCAUCAUGAUAAUCUACCCACCGAUUCUUGGGUUAAAUUAGUGCUGGUAUUUUGCGUGUUAAAAAUUGUGUGCAUACUAGUGCUUGACUAGUUCUACAUCAAAGCAAUCAUUUAUAUAGUUUUGAACUUAGGGUUGAUGGUAGUCCCUAUGUCAAUCUUUUAAGUAUUAGAAGCCUAAGUUUGCCAUGUCUACGCAGGAGGUCUUAAACAUUUUAGGCCACAUACCCCAAAUCACUUUUUGAAAACAUACGUUGGAAAUUGAGUUUUUAAAAUGUAUCAUGCAUUUCAGUAAUACAACAACUCCAGUCUCAAUGCAUAAUUGUAAAGUGUAGAAUGGUUUCGAGGACAAGCUCCCAAAAAUGUGUAACUUUGGAACAAAAAGACCUAACGGUCUAGCUAGAUCUAAAACAUGAACCUGAUCUGGAAGUAGAACCAUGUAGCUUGCAGAAUAAUAUGAAAUACUUUGGGAUUAAGCUGAUUCUAAUGACCACUUCGUGAUAAAAGACGAAGAUCUGUUUAUGUUGCCUACAUGUUAGUGAUUAUUUUUGUGUGUAUUUUUGUGAUACUUGCAACGUCUGCAGGCAAAGAAUAUUAAUUUGGAAUUAUAGCAUUCCUUAUGUCAAGUACUUUGACAAAUACUUGAACACUGAUAAAGUUGUCAUUGGCAUGUCCAAGUUUGAUGGAGCUGGAAUAUAUGUUCAUGUUACAUUUGUUUUUGACUGGAACUGAAUGUCAUUGCCAAUGGAGAAUGUGACAUCCCAGCAUCGAUCUAAUUAAGAUAAAGUCAUAAUCAAUCAAGAUAAUGCACUCCAAUAUCUUGAGGAAACAAGGAUUUCCAAUCACAAUCAAAAAGAUGGAUGCAUGGACAAUUAAAUUGAAAUUCUCUCUAACAACUCGAUUUAGAAAUAGCCACCACAGUAUAAAAGCACAGACUUUGUUAUUUCCAUUUGAAACUGACAUGUUUGUUCAUUUUCGAGAUGCUGAAAUCUGAUGAGCUCCACUGAAUAUUUUCUCACUUGUUCUUGGAAUUUAGAAGUUUUGACAAUAUUUGACUGAUUAUAAAGCUCAUAAGAUAUGAACAGUUUGUCAGAGAGGUAUCAUAUUAAAGUAAAGUUUAUAUAUUUAAGAGAUUGUCUAAAUCAAGUUUUGAGUUUCAUCAACCAUUUGACAAGAUUGUUGAGCUGUUAAGUAUCACGUAGUGCCAUAUUGCUGGAAGACACAGUGUAUGUAUGUACGUUGCUUGUGCCAUGCUGUUUGUGUUCCUCAUCCCAAGCAGAUUCCUAAACUUCCAUCUUGCUCAGAAAUGAAACAAAGGGUUUCAUGUCAACCCAUUUGUCUUGUGUAUAUGUCAUCAUGCCCUACUUUAUCAUUUCAUAAAAGAUAACCAAGCCCAUAUUAGCUUUAUACCUGUCAAAAUAUUCUGAAAGGGGAAGUAACUCUACUUUUUGUCAUUUUUCCUCUGUUAAGCUCUUUGAUUUUUAAAAUGCUUUCAGACUCUAUAUGCUUUCCCCAUAACACAAUAUUUCUCCUUUGAGUUGUGCAUUCUGUUGGAAAGGUUUCUUUUUAAUAGUGUUGAACUUUGCUGCCAAGCCAUUCUGAUCAGUAUUGUGACUCAUAUGUUGUUCUUUUUGUAUGUUACUUUCUCACCUGUAUUUUCAAUCCAAAAUAUUUUGUUGUUGCUUUACCUUCUUUGAUUUCUUCAUAUUUCCUGAUAUUUCACCAUCAAUGAAGCAGGGUAAAUCUCCAUUCUUUCAUGAUGAAUACUUAGGACCCAUUUAAAUACAAUAUGGUCAUUUGAGCCAGAUUGAAAACACUGGAACCUAAAGAAGCCAUCCAAUAGAAUUUACCCGUAAUCAUGUAUGUGACGACAGAUGCUUAUGGCAGUUCUGAAGUCAACCAGUAACCAAUAGGUCAUGUGUAUUUGUCAUAGCAGAGAUAUUAUACCCUUGAACACCGAGGAUGAUGCUCCUUCAGAAAUUGCGCAUUGAGAU